GAGAAAAUUGCAAACUAAGAAAAAAAAUACGGGAGCAGGGCCCGGUGCAAAGUAUAGUGUAUAAAUAUAUCAACAAAAACAACAACUACAGAACAAACAAAUUUAAAAACUGUUAGUCGAAAGGAGUAGUGCUAUAAUGCUUCCAAACUGUAUUUUGAAUUGAUGCUGUAAUAUUGCGUGUUUUUGAUAUGCUGAUGAUGGUCGAGGAUGCGCUGUGUGCUUGGUAUACUUCAGUAGUGGGAAAAUAAACAGACAACGAGAGGGAAAAGAAAAAAGAAAAAUGAGGACUGGGAAAAAGAGGAAAGAAGAUCACAGAACUGACCUUAGCCAGACUCUGGAAUGAGAAGUUCCAGGUGCCUAACAGUUCCACACGUUCCAAGUUCCUCGAUGAACCCUAGCACGCCAUUAUACUAUAUCGCUAUGUGUUGUAUGAACUGACCAAAAACCUGAGUUUUUAUGUCCAUAAGAAUAGAAAGACUUGUAUAUUAUGGCUUCAACGACAUGAAAAUAGCGCCUGCAACUAUGGACACCUGUGAUGACGACACAAUGUCUGAAUUAACGAAAAGAUACCGAUAGACUGAAUUUAUUCCAUUGGAAAUUAUUUUAUUUGAGGCUUGCGGAUUUUUUUUUUGAAUUUUCUUUGAUCAAUUUAGCUUCAAAUAGAAGAUUGACGGGGCCGAUUUUUUUAAAAUUCUUAUUUGGCAAUUGGCUAGUGUUCAGGUGAAAACUGAAAUUUCCCGCUGCUCCUUUCCCAAUUCAAGUAUCUAUCCGCAGUUAUAAUUAGUCUUGUCUAUCCGCGUUUGCUGUAUUAUCAACCUGCAAAACAGUCCCAUAUCUCACACAUUUUAUCCUGUGCUUUUUAUUUUUAACCCACGAGUUUCGCAAAACUAGGAGAGAAGAGAAACCGACACAAUCAGUUAGAUUGUAACUUGAUUUGAUAUAAAUUUUACGAAAUUAAACAGAUUCAAAAGAAAACAUUACACAUUACCCAGUCCAUAGUCCAUAGUCCAUAGUCAGCUCAGAUGCAGAGACGCUGUGCUCGUCCAGCCCCACCCUCAGAAGCCUCAAAAACUACGACCGCACCCACCACAGUGCAACAGAGGCAGUAGCAAAAUGAUGAACAAACCAAUCGAGCAAUGGACUCUUUCUCAAGUGGACGAGUUCCUGAGCAACAGUGGGAUGAUGGACUUGGGCCACUUGAGUCUGGAGGAGAAAUUGCAGAUCAUUCGGGUGUUGAAAAGGGACGAGCGCCUCCUACACACAGAGUCCAACAGGGUCCUGAAAUUAAGACAGGAGGUGCAGGAUCUGAAACGGAAGGGGGCUAUCAAGACAGGCAACACCCCUUCCCCCUCAAGUGUAACGACAAACAGUACAGGGGGAGGCACAGGAGCAGGUGGGGGGUCCGAUCAUGGAGGGGGAGGGGGAGGGGGAGGGGUGGUUGGGGGUGUACUAGAUGGAAAACUGUGUGCUAGAUGUCAGAGUGAGCUGGGUCUCAUUUUGAACAGGGGAGAAGAGUGUUUCAAGUGCCAUUUCAUGGUUUGCAAACUGUGCCGUGUGGUCGUCACUGAGGAUGGGAAAACAUGGUUGUGUAUUCUGUGUGCCAAACAAGCGAAACUUCGGACAAUAUCAGGGGAGUGGUUCUACGAGAAAGUGAGCGAGCGACUCAAACCGCAGAAUGCGUCACACAUACACGCCAGUAACGUGAUCCGAGACUCCAUACGGCUGAAGAAAAACCACAGCAGUGCCGGCAACAGUCCAGUGGCGGUGAAGAGGGGAAUGCCGGUGCAGGUGGGGGGCAAUACACAGGGACAUCACGUGAUACAACAGGCGACAACUGUUUCUCCCCGACACCACCCGAAGUCACGAACUCUCUCGGCGUCCGCAUCUUCGGGACUCAGUGGGUCUACCAGAGACGAUGGCAACACAAACAGCACCAUCCAGGCUCAUUUCCCAACCGGAGGGUCCAGGAACAGUCGGUCAGCAAGUGGUGGAAUGGGAAUUCACGGGUAUACUGGGAGAGACCAGGAGCUGCAUGAUGACUCCAGUGACAACAACCUCUUCUAUUCAGAGGAGCUAGCGAAGUCUCAACUUUGUGCGGAGAUAGAACGAGGACUACUAGGUAUGCACUGGUCCAAUGAGGCCAACGAGGCUGCUCUCUCCAACCCUCUGGGUUCAAGUAGUACCCCCAAAACUACCACCAACAACACUGGCCCUGGUGCUUCUAAUACUACUAGUCAAAUAACCAACCAACUAACCCCCCUCUAUAAAUCUUCCAGUUCUAACCCGGCUGCCACCUCUCCAUUUUCUUCUGCCGACGAUUCGAUGUCCAGUGAGCAACUGACGAAAUCUCUUCCCAAUUACAGCAACCGACUGGCUGCUCAUUUACCAAGUCAAAACCAAGCUAACAGUAGAACUAACUCACCCGUGUCUUCGAUGUCUAAUCAGGAUUCGACAAAGAGUCUUGUCCAGGUGGAUUCUAGUAAAAACAGGUUGACUAGUCCACAACAAAGGCAUAGCCAGGACUCGUUGUCAUCCGAGGGAUCCACUGCUACCUUAGGAGCUUCUGGUUGCGGAGGAACAACAAAACCGAAGACUUCAAGGUACCCUGUGGCAGCUGGUGCGGCGAUGCCGACGCAGUCAACUUUCAAGAUUAGUUCAGCAUCAUUGGGAACCGGGCCUGGACGACGGAUCCCUUCUGAGUCGCCCGAGAUAUCAGACUCUAGCUCUAGUCAUUCUACGAAACAUACCUCAGCAGACGUUCCUACGCCUUCAUCGAGAUUGCCUUUCAACCAACAGCCCUUUAGAGACCCAAACAGAACGGACCAGAACCAAAAUGAAGACAUGCUCACUUCUGGAGCCGGUACCCUUUCCAAUUCCAGACGACGAGACCUUGGAUUGGAAUCUGCAAUGCGACCGCAAAACAUGUCAACGCCUAAUCUGCGUGCAGGGUAUACUCACAGGGUACCUGGUUCCGGAAGGAAAGGCAUGAGUUCAAGGUCACCAAGCGGAACACAGGGUAGGGAAGGACACGCGGUACCGCCAUACCCUCACGAGCACUGGCUGCCCAGAAAAGAAAUGAGGGGACGAGGGGGGCAUAUGGUGCCCCACUAUGCAGAGUUCUACGAUCCUUACACGAUGCCUUACAUGCACCCUCGUGGUAUGAGACCCUCUCCUGUAAUGGCCACACAUUACUACAUGGAUGCUUCGGGGUCUCUGAAUAGAAUGCGGGGUAGACCUCAGCCGAUGCCCAGAUACCCCGGAGCACCAGGAUUCUAUCCAAUAGACAACACACACCAAAUGAUUCUGCACAAAGUCGAAUUGUUGAACAAACAUACUCGUCGCAAAUUCCUAAUGGCUGCCGAGGGUCCCGGAUGGACAGGCGGGGAGGAGCAGUUCGGAUCCCCUUCAUCCUUUGCUACGCUUCAAGAGUACGUGGACAAUCGGGAUAACAGUGAACACGCAGCCACCUUGUCCUCGGAGAGCGAGAGGUCGCACAGGUCACACCACGUGGACGAUGACUUGGAAGAUCCUCAUGGACACAGUCAUGGCCACAGUCAUGGCCAGCGGAGGACAGAAGCGGAUACAGAAGGUACCGAGAGUCAAAGGGGAUCCCUGCUCAAGCAGAACUCGUCAGACAAUUACGAACACGAGCAGCCAAACAGGAGACGCAGUUUGCAGGGAGGUCACUCCCAGGACUCCCAGACAUCCGGCAACACCAACACAAACAACCCAAAUGUGACACAAACAACACAUGGCAAUUUAGGGAGCAACAAUUCAUUACAUGCAACCAACCUAGAUAUCGGGACGUCUCGUCCUAUCGGCUACAGCUGCUCAGUGCCAGCGACUCCAGAACACCGGCGGUACCAUCCGGCUGCAAAUGCAUCCGACUGGGCCUCCAUGUCUUACUCGGGGGGAGGUAGACCGAUGCCCCACCCGCACCAAGAGUAUGCAGAUAUGGGAAUGGGGGGAAGGGGUGGAAUGAGGGGGGUGCCCUACGGCUACCGACCUCGUCAUCCCCACCACAGAUACGGUGGUGCUAGCAAUAGUCAGGGGAGGAUUCCAUUCAGACACCCCUCGCAGUAUCGAUCCAUGCCUCCUCAUGCCUACGGGUUCUACCAGCAGGGGGGAAGACCCCGACCCAGGCAUAUGGCACCACUCUACGCAUCUGCCAGGUUCGCUUCCCAGGAGGAUUUCAGAGGUUCUUCCAAGUCACUCGCCCUGUACCCGAAUUCCAACUCAGGCAGCGAGUUCAACUCCCCCCACACCACCCAUGGUAUGGUUGGGGGAAGUAGGGAAUCUCUGCUGAGAGACAGUGGCGACACCAGAGAGGGAAGAUCUCUUUCAAAGUCCUCGUUUGUCGGAGGAGAUCACCUGGACCCCAGAAGCAAACAUCACCAGCAGCAACAGUCACAGCCCAGACACGCAAGCAGAUCAUCCAGCAUGCCCCCCUGUGAAGACAGACUAGGGGGACACCUGGGCGAGGGCGAGGGGGAGGGACUUCAGCAGGGUGUAGGGGGAUACCAACAUCCGCAUCAGACACAGCAGCAGCAGCUCAACUCAUCAAGCAAUGUGCCUUCCUUGAUCAACAGCCUAACCUCUUCCCGACAUGCCACUUUCGAGUCAACAACAACAACAACAGCAGAUGCAACAGCGGCCUCAACCAAGUCAAUAUCCGGAGACGACGACAUCCUCCGGCAGAGACAACAGACUCGGCGUGUCAUCCCCCCACAUACAGCACCAGCAGUAACAAAAGGGGGCAAGGAAGAGACAUUAACCACACCCACGAUCAAUACUCCAAGAGACCACAAUACCCAUACACAACCCAAUUCACCCAUAAAUGAACAUGGGAAAGACAAGCAAUUUUCUUCAAAGCGGGCGAGGAGUGCACAGGAACCUGAAAAUAAGACACGUUCUAUAUCAUCUUUGGACUUAUUACUGUCAGAAAAACGACCGGAUCAAACUGAAACCAACAGUAAUUCCACCAGUAACGAACAUAGUUUGGGAUCCUCGUGGGAUCCUCAAAUAUAUCCACGAAUGAAUCCGACUACCAGGAGCUUCUCAGCAUCUACUCACACUCUAAUUGGGGUGGGGGUUGAGGAUGGGGCCGAUGGAUAUGGGGGGAGCAAAAGUUUCAAGCAGCAUAAAUCAACAUCUGGGGGAGGGGGAUUGAGAAUGAGCUGGAAGAGUUUGAGGGCCAGUCAGAACUCAUUACCGGGAUCAAAGGAGUCUUUAAAGGAGAAGUUGAGGAGAAGUGGGAAACGGUUCGGUUCUCAGAUCAAUCGGCUCAGUGGACGCAGUGAAAGCAGAGGUGACGAGAGAGAGGAGCACGAGGUGGACGGGAGGGAAAGAAAAAGAGAUCAAGAAAAAGACAAGGAAGUUAGCCGAACUACAACGAAGCCGAAAACUGCGAAUGGGGUCAAAAGGGUUCAAUUGACGGAUGUCGAGCUGAAAAAUUCCAAGGGCAAAGAUGGAGAAGAGGGAAGAGCAAACGAGAAAACGAGGCAACAGGAGAGUGUGCUAGGAUCUGUGGGUCUCACUGCCUUCUAUGACCAAAAAAGCAACUCUCUUCAACUGAAAGAGUUGAGCUGUGUUGGUGUUAGUCGCUCUAACUCUAGUUCCUCGAAGCACAGUAAUGGUCCAGUAUACCUCCGAGUGUCUCUGAUCCAGAUAGUGGCUAACUCUUCUGGCAACAAUACUAGUCCACAAUGGUCCAGCCAGGAGACAGUGGCUCAACAGAUCACUUCGUUAUCUUCACUUUCUUCAUCUUUAUCGCCCUUCCCAGAAACUCUCAAGUUCGUCCUGCACUCUGACCAGAUAGAGAGCAGUAUCGUUUCCAUUAAAGUAUGCAGUAAAAAGGAGACAAAGCUGGACAAAAACAAAGAAAAAGAAAAAAUCAAAGAAAAAGACAAAAACAAGGAGAAGGAAAAAGACAAGGACCACCUCUUGGGUCAAGUGGAGGUGGGGGUUGAUGAACUCAUUGCAACUCAGUCCCCCUCAUCCUCGUCUUCUCUUACUUCUUCUGUCGCUUCGCCAAUCGCCCACGCUCUGCCUCUUACCAUAUAUGCUGAGAAUGAUUCUAAGAGUGUGGGUUGGGUGAAAUUGACGGUGAAGUGGGAGCCUGGAAAAAGAAUGAGUGUGCGUGUGAGUGCCAGUGGUCUCCUGCAGGGGGGCAAGAAAGGGACCGGGUCAGGAGGAGGAGGGGGAGGGGGAGUGGGAGGGAUCAUCAAAACUAAACAGCCUCCCAAUACUUUCUGCACACUGCGUCUGUUGCCGAUGGCCAGUGCAGUUUGGGACAGUGGGGAGGUGGUGACCAAGAGUGCAGACCCCGUCUACCUCAAGACAUUCAACAUACCACUCGUCGUCUCAACAUCCUCGUCUUCAUCUUCAACUUCAGAUGCUACAGGAAGCGUGAUGAGUAAAACGGUGAACCUGGACCAGGUGUGUCUGGAAUUGGCCAUCUACUCCACCUCCUCGUCAUCUUCCCCUUUUUCAUCAUCUGGAAGUCACAGGGAGAAUAAAGAGAAGAAAGAGAAUAGGGAGAAGAGUGGACCAGGAAAUAGUCGCUCAUUCCUGGCUGGAGUAAGACUGUCUGCAGGAACAGCCGCAUGCAAUGGGGGUGCGGUUGAGUGGAUGCAGUGCACGCGGGAGGAGAGGGAGUUGUGGGGGAGGGUGAGAUCCAGUCCCCAUCAUUGGGUCCAGGGACACCUCCGACUCAGAACCAGCUUCGCCCCCUUCAAAUAAUCACACCACCACAACCCCUCAUAAUCAUCAUCAUGCAAUAAAUCAGUUCUAAAUCGUUUUUGGAACUCGACCAUUGGACACGCGUUGGACCAGUCGCGUUGGAUUGCGAGCCGACUCGAGCACUUCGUAAAAAUUGUCGUCUUCAAAGUCUUCGAACUGAAGCAUUGAACACUUCAUAAAAAAUCGUCUUCAAAAAUUUCGAAUGAAAGCAUUAUUAUCACUAGAAAUCUGGAACCGCCGUUCAAUGAAGAAGAUGUUUUUAAUCAUAAAAAUAAAGCAGCCAAUACUGUCUUGCGCGAUCUUUAUUUCUCUAUUUAAAAAACUUAGAUCUACAGAGAUAUUGCAGAAGAAACCAUGACGAAGUACAUAAUAUCGAAAGGUGGCCCGAGCAAAUAAGAAAAGGAUAGAAGAAAAAUUCCACAAUCAAUUAUUGCUACUCAUAAAAACCGAGGAAAAAUGCUUCCCUGACUAAAUUCGAGAAUCUCGUCAAAAGUAUCAUCCGAAAACCCUCAAAAACAUGUUCUGACUCGUUGUUUGGUCACGUUUGCAUAUUUAAAUUAUGAUCCGAUUGAUUUUUAACUACUUCGCUGCAAAGCCGCACAUCUUAGCCUUCAAAUAUGCUGCAGUUUUUUUUUCUAAAAGUAAACAGUGACUAUGAGAUAGCUCCUCAAGAUUUUGGUGUCUUGGAAGCUAUGUGUUGAAGUAUCCCGCUUUUUGGCAUCGUCCUCAACUCAUAGUCUUCAUUUUGGACGUUCGGCAUAGUCUGUAACUCGUAUGGGUUGACUUCAUCCGACCUAGAAAUGAAACGAAACUUCCGAUUCUCCGGGUUCCGAUACUCUUCUGGUCCCUUUGGUGUGAAACCAAAAAAAAAAACGAACGAAUACCUGAAACACUGCUGCCUUUUUAACUUAUUGGUUCUAUUUUGUGUAAUGUGUCAAUUUCAAUUCGUGUUUGUGUCGAGCAUUAUCAUGCGUUCUAUCAUCAAAUAACUUCUGCCGUGACUUCUAAGACCCUCUUUUUUCCUUGGUAUUUGUAAUUAACCCUCAGAUAAAUCAUAAAUGUUAUUUUAUUUCCGCUGCUGUAACACUGGCCCAAAAGUCUAACUCAAUUGAAAUACUCGAUCUGAAAAUGCAGUUGACCGCAAAAAGUCAAGUAUAAUGUAAAAAAAAACGUUUCCCAUGUCUUAGCCCCAAAAUGUGCCAUGAACAUUUCUUAACCGCGUCUCUUCCUAGCCCCCCCCCCCCUCCCCCAACCAUCUCUUAGCUCACAAACUUCCCAAGUUCAAACCGCUUUCUCAACUACCACGUAUCUUUUUUCGACAAUUUAUCGUUUAUGCGUCACUGAGACGCACCCCCUGACAAUUCUGACAAUUCAUUUCAAUUCGCUUCUGUGAUGCAAUUUAACGUAAAUUCAAUCAAUUCGCAAAUCAAAUUCAACCAUUCAAUUCAACCAAUUUUUUCAUUAAUUGUCUGUCUGUUUUCUGUCUUCGUUCGUCUUCAAUUAAAUCAAUGUCAAAUAUUUGUGAAUGUUCAGUUAUUACAAUCAGCCCACCAGUAAUUAAUUUAUUUUCAUCAUCAAUCAACUCAUUGCUAAUUCAGAAUUAAUUUCAACAGAUUAAUACCAUGCUCGU
Molecule: messenger RNA, 8371 nt
Organism: Symsagittifera roscoffensis
Lineage: Eukaryota; Metazoa; Xenacoelomorpha; Acoela; Convolutidae
Exons: 20
Coding region: 1114-6741 (1875 amino acids)
Biological process (GO): exocytosis; intracellular protein transport; microtubule-based process
Cellular component (GO): exocytic vesicle; microtubule; plasma membrane
Molecular function (GO): neurexin family protein binding; GTP binding; small GTPase binding
Source: RefSeq, a predicted model, not a curated record